Tilletiopsis washingtonensis is the source of this 1194-nucleotide messenger RNA. RefSeq lists its product as hypothetical. The transcript has a single exon. Lineage: Eukaryota; Fungi; Basidiomycota; Exobasidiomycetes; Entylomatales. The coding region runs from base 456 to 1118 and encodes 220 amino acids. The record is from RefSeq and is a predicted model, not a curated record.
AGAAAGAGCGAGCACACGCGGUGGGCAGAGACGGCGGCGGCGGCGAGCAGGGGUGAGUGCGGUGUGGAUGUGGGAGCGCAGGGUGUUUGCGAAGGGGUCCAGCAGGAGGAGAUCGGCGGGCAGCGGGCGGCGGCGGCGGCGGCGGCGAGGUGCGAUGGCGAGGCACAGCGGCACAGGCAGCACGCGCGCGAGAGAGAGAGGCCAGAUGCGGCCGCUGCUGCCAGGAGAAGGCCGCCCGUGUGCUGCUCUCGUGCCGCGUCGCAGCGAGCAGCGCCGCAGCAGCACAGCCUCGCGUCUCUCUGCUGCGCUGCGCCUGUCUCGCCCUCUGCCGCUUGGCGUCACCUCGCCGCGCCGUUCGCGGUCCGCCCGCGCGAGGUGCAGCACGCAGCGCGGCAGGCGGCAGCGGCGCCCGCUCGUGGUCCAGCGAUCGUCGCCAUGCGGCAGCAUGCAGCUGCAUGUGCCUGCGCAGCGCUGCAGCAUCGCGCGGGCCCUUGGCGAGCGGACAGACGCAGGUGCAGAGGCACGGCGGCUGUCGCCGCGGUGGCCCGCAGACAAAGUAUAGGGGCUGCGCGCUGCCGAGCGCCGCACGCAGCAGCAGGCGCAUGGGAGCGUCCUCAAGGGCUCAAGGGGUGCUCGAGAGGGAUGCCCGCGCUGCCGGUGCCGGUUGCCGAGAUGGCCGACUGCGGCGCCAGUGCAGGGUGCAGACGGCACAGCACGGCGGCAGCCAGAAGGCGUCGGCCGAGCACCUGGGCUGGACAAGAGGAUGCCGUCGUGGCAACAGACUGUCGCCUGCCUCGUUGAGCCCCCUGAGGACGCAGCGUCUGGCACAGAGCCCUACUUGCUCACACGGGACCGCCGAUGGCUCGACCGGCUGCAUGCUGGAGCUCAGCUGCGCCUGCGCUUCGUCGAAGAGGCGAAGAGACACGCGAGAAAGGGCCGAGCGCUGCGCGUCAGGUUUGCGUGGUGCGAAGCAGACAUGGGAGAGAGCGUUGCGUCGCCGUAGCGUCGAUGCAUCUGGCCACCUCCGCUUGCUUAAGACCGUCGUCGUCGCCACAAGAUCAAGCACGCGCGAAGGUUCUCGAGCGCUUCGAGCGCCUCAAGCAUCCAUGGGUUCCUGAGGCCGUCCGAGUCGGAGAGGCCUCACGAGUUGGCCCUCGGCUGCGGAUGCCUGCUCCGUCCUGCGAGAAGCUGUCG